Gadus morhua (Atlantic cod) is the source of this 13808-nucleotide messenger RNA. RefSeq lists its product as uncharacterized. The coding region runs from base 72 to 13058 and encodes 4328 amino acids. The record is from RefSeq and is a predicted model, not a curated record. Gene Ontology annotation, molecular function: protein binding. Lineage: Eukaryota; Metazoa; Chordata; Actinopteri; Gadiformes; Gadidae. The transcript is spliced from 52 exons.
CUGUCCAGCAGCUCCUGAAUACGGAUUGAACUCAUUAAGUCUGGGAGACAAGGACAGGAAGGAAAACAAACAUGGAUAAGAGAUGGAAUUCAUAUUUAACUUUUGUUAUGCCUUUUCUGAUGCAGAUACACAGUGCUUCGGCCACAGCAGGCUGUAGCAUAACGUCAAUAUCAUCCCCAUCCGCGCCAACCCUUCAAGUGGCGUGGGAUGCGUACCCCGGGGCCGGAGCCUCGUACCGGCUGAAACUCCGAGCGGUGAACUCCACCGACACGGCCCCGGUGAUGGUCGUCCCCACGGGCACACAGACACUGGUGCAGGGGUUAAGACCAGGGAGCUACUAUGACGUAACGCUGAAAGCCUUACAGUACAACAUGGAGCGAUGCAGAGUUACACAACGCGCUCUGACGGUGCCCGCCGCGACCCAGAUCACCACCUCAGAGGCCCUGGCCAGCACCUCCAUCAGGUUCCAGUGGUCCGCCGUGACGGGGGCGGACAGGUACUUCCUGAUUCUGGAGCUGUAUAUCCUGUCGCAAGGACUGGCCCCCACAAGAACGCAGGUGUACAACGGCAGCUUCGCCUCCGUUACGGGACAAGUCGACGGGUUGAAUGCUUCCACCAGAUACAACUGCUUCGUCAUCUCUUACAACAGCGCCGGCUCUGGGGCCCCAAGUCGCAGCAGGAUAGUCUCCACACCGUUCCAGCCGCCCACAGGUGUGAUUGUGACGUCCACGGGAAGGAGUACGGCCACUGUGGCCUGGGACGCCGUGGACAUGGUGCUGCGGUACCGGCUGACGGUCAGCGACGACGACGACGGCAGCGUGGCGCCCUUCUCCAGGGACACCGAUUCCACCUCCAUGGACAUCACUGAUCUGGGGCCCUGCUCCAACUACACCGUGGGCGUGGCGUCCGUCAACAAUUUCCGAAUUGCUGGGGAAGCUGCGAAUGUCUCGCACACUACAGCUACCAUUAAGAGGGUGUCGACGGUACAGACGGACUACAGCUGUGCGAAUGGCAUGGCAACCGUCACCUGGGGCUUGGUUUUCGGGGCCAACUCCUACAGGGCCACCGCCUCCGACCGCAACGGCACUGGUCUUAGCUGCAACUCUUCCUCAACAACCUGUCAAAUCUCCAACCUCAGGUGUGGGACGCAGUACGAGGUGCUGGUUACUGCCAUCUCGGAUGACUGCGAGAGCAUCUCCAACACCUCCGGUCUGUUUGAGACAGUUCCCUGUGCUCCCGUCGGGCGUAAAAUAUACCGGGAGUGUAACAGCAAUGCCAUCAUCUUCAGCUGGCAGCCCACCAACAACACUCUAUACUACGUUGCCACAUCCACGGACAGCUCCAACAAGCGGGUGUUUUGUAGGACCACAGAGACCUCCUGCUUCUUCACCAACAGUGACUGCGGUCAGCGCUACCACUUCACUGUGUACGCCAUCAGCACGUGUGACAGCGAAGUCAGCCCUCCCGAGUUUGUUGACACAUCUCCUUGUUUGCCAACCUCUGUGAGGACGACAUUGAACUGUGAGACUCAGCUGCUGAGCGCCACCUGGGACAGAGUGGCUGGUGCCCAGGACUACAUGGUGGAGGCUAUGGGCAACAACGGCGACCAGUACAACUGCAGCUCCUCCAACAACAGCUGUGCCCUGGCUUCCCUUCCGUGUGGGGAACACCUCAGUGUUUGGAUCACCGCCUCCAAUGAAGAAUGCUCCACCAACCGAGUGCUGGGGGAGGCUGCCGAGACGGUCCCCUGCUCCCCCACCAACGUGUCUGCUGUCGUGGGCUGUAGCCCGGACUCUGCUAGGGUCAACUGGACGGCGAGUGGAGGGGCCGUGUUCUACAUCGCCACCGCCAAACACGGAGACGGAUCCCAGCACAGCUGCACUUCAUACGGCACCAACUGCCUCAUUGAGCGGCUCACCUGUGGGCAGGAUUACAAUGUCAGCCUCACUGCAACUAAUUUCAAGUGCAACAGCUCAAUCAGUGCCGAGUUUGCCAUAACCACCGCACCGUGUCCUCCACAGUCCGUCCAGGCGACCAUAAAAUGUGAGGCCAACACUGCUCUCAUUAAGUGGCAGCACAGCCAGUCGACAGGCAACUUCAUGGCCUUGCUGGAGGACCAGAAAGGACAAGAGCACCGGCUCAACUGCACCAGCAACACGGUUAACAGCUGCCAGAUCUCUGCUCUGCCCUGUGGACGGAUGUACAACAUCACAGUUACCUAUGACGAUGAAAGGUGUCCCAUGACCUCCACGGCAAUCAGCAUGGCUUCUGUACUGUGUAGCCCCACCAACGUCACAGCCACACAGUCGUGUGGCCAGACGUCUGUCCCGGUCUCCUGGCUCGCCAGCCUGGGUGCUGUUAACUACACUGCCUUCGCCGUGAGCAGCACGGGCCAGAGGACAGAGUGCUCAGCCACAGGCACCUCCUGCAUCAUCCAGGGCUCCCUCCACUGCGGACAGGUGUAUACCAUCGCCGUUGUGGCUGUCAAUGACAACUGUACCAGCCAAGAGAGCCAGUCCAUUUCUUUGUACACAGCUCUGUGUUCACCAACCAACUUGAGUGGAGAGGUCACCUCUGGGUCCCACAUUCCAAUGGCGGUUCAGGUCACGUGGGAUAUGAGCCCAGUGUAUGGGGCCAUAUACACCUUACGUUCUGAGGUGGUAGAGGUCCCUGGAUCCAAUUCCACGUACAAUACCACUCACACCAAUUUCACCCUUGCUGGCCUGCAAUGUGGACAAAAGCACUCCAUACGUGUCAAAGCAGAGGACGGGAACUGUACUAGCGCGGAGAGCCCAGCCAUAGAAGUGGCCACAGCUCCCUGUAUGCCUGCCAACCUAACAGCCCGUGUGGACUGUGGGACGAGCAUGGGCAACUUCUCCUGGUCCGAGACCCAUGGGGUCGAUUUCUACACGGUGGAAGUGAUGGGCGACGACGGUCACAUGGACUCCUGCACCUCCACCCACACCUCCUGUGUUGUGAGACUCCACUGUGGUUGCUCGUACGCUGCUAGUCUGGUGGUGUCUGCAGGGGGAUCCAACAGUUCAAAGCAUGCAGCCAUUAACUUUGACUCUGGUCCCUGUAUGCCCAUGGCAGUGGUGACCAAUUCGGAUUGUAACUCCAGUAUUGGUUUGGUUAGUUGGACCGCCAGCAAUAUAAAUCAGACAUACCUUGCUGUGGCAACAGGACUUGAUGGCCACAACCACGAGUGUGUCACAAAUACCAGCUCCUGCACCUGGGACGACCUACACUGUGGUGAGGAGUACACUGUCCAAGUGAUGGCGAGGAAUGGAAACUGCACUAGUCUGCCAAGCAAUGGCCAUAUCAUUCAUAUGGGUCCCUGUAUGCUCCAAGCAGUGGUGACCAAUUCGGAAUGUAACUCCAGUAUUGGCUCAGUUAGUUGGACUGCCAGCAGCAUGAAUGAGACGUACAUCGCUGUGGCAACAGGACUUGAUGGCCACACACACAAGUGUUUCACAAAUACCAGCUCCUGCACCUGGGACGACCUACACUGUGGUGAGAAGUACACUGUCCAUGUGAUGGCGAGGAAUGGAAACCUCACCGGUCUGCCAAGCAAAGGCUCGCCCAUUCAUACAGGUCCCUGUAUGCCCCAGGCAGUGGUGACCAAUUCGGAAUGUAACUCCAGUAUUGGUUUGGUUAGUUGGACCGCCAGCAAUAUAAAUCAGACAUACCUUGCUGUGGCAACAGGACUUGAUGGCCACAACCACGAGUGUGUCACAAAUACCAGCUCCUGCACCUGGGACGACCUACACUGUGGUGAGGAGUACACUGUCCAAGUGAUGGCGAGGAAUGGAAACUGCACUAGUCUGCCAAGCAAUGGCCCCAACAUUCAUAUGGGUCCCUGUAUGCUCCAAGCAGUGGUGACAAAUUCGGAAUGUAACUCCAGUAUUGGCUCAGUUAGUUGGACUGCCAGCAGCAUGAAUGAGACAUACAUCGCUGUGGCAACAGGACUUGAUGGCCACACACACGAGUGUUUCACAAAUACCAGCUCCUGCACCUGGGACGACCUACACUGUGGUGAGAAGUACACUGUCCAUGUAAUGGUGAGGAAUGGAAACCUCACCGGUCUGCCAAGCAAUGGCUCGCCCAUUCAUACAGGUCCCUGUAUGCCCCAGGCAGUGGUGACCAAUUCGGAAUGUAACUCCAGUAUUGCCUCAGUUAGUUGGACUGCCAACAAUCUAAAUCAGACAUACAUUGCUGUGGCAACAGGACUUGAUGGCCACAACCACGAGUGUGUCACAAAUACCAGCUCCUGCACCUGGGACGACCUACACUGUGGUGAGAAGUACACUGUCCAUGUGAUGGCGAGGAAUGGAAACUGCACCGGUCUGCCAAGCAAUGGCUCGCCCAUUCAUACAGGUCCCUGUAUGCCCCAGGCAGUGGUGACCAAUUCGGAAUGUAACUCCAGUAUUGCCUCAGUUAGUUGGACUGCCAACAAUCUAAAUCAGACAUACAUUGCUGUGGCAACAGGACUUGAUGGCCACAACCACGAGUGUGUCACAAAUACCAGCUCCUGCACCUGGGACGACCUACACUGUGGUGAGAAGUACACUGUCCAUGUGAUGGCGAGGAAUGGAAACUGCACCGGUCUGCCAAGCAAUGGCUCGCCCAUUCAUACAGGUGCCUGUAGGCCCAUGGCAGUGGUGACCAAUUCGGAAUGCAACUCCAGUAUUGGUUUGGUUAGUUGGACCGCCAGCAAUAUAAAUCAGACAUACCUUGCUGUGGCAACAGGACUUGAUGGCCACAACCACGAGUGUGUCACAAAUACCAGCUCCUGCACCUGGGACGACCUACACUGUGGUGAGGAGUACACUGUCCAAGUGAUGGCGAGGAAUGGAAACUGCACUAGUCUGCCAAGCAAUGGCCCUAUCAUUCAUAUGGGUCCCUGUAUGCUCCAAGCAGUGGUGACCAAUUCGGAAUGUAACUCCAGUAUUGGCUCAGUUAGUUGGACUGCCAGCAGCAUGAAUGAGACGUACAUCGCUGUGGCAACAGGACUUGAUGGCCACACACACAAGUGUUUCACAAAUACCAGCUCCUGCACCUGGGACGACCUACACUGUGGUGAGAAGUACACUGUCCAUGUGAUGGCGAGGAAUGGAAACCUCACCGGUCAGCCAAGCAACGGCUCGCCCAUUCAUACAGGUCCCUGUAUGCCCCAGGCAGUGGUGACCAAUUCGGAAUGUAACUCCAGUAUUGGUUUGGUUAGUUGGACCGCCAGCAAUAUAAAUCAGACAUACCUUGCUGUGGCAACAGGACUUGAUGGCCACAACCACGAGUGUGUCACAAAUACCAGCUCCUGCACCUGGGACGACCUACAUUGUGGUGAGGAGUACACUGUCCAAGUGAUGGCGAGGAAUGGAAACUGCACUAGUCUGCCAAGCAAUGGCCCUAUCAUUCAUAUGGGUCCCUGUAUGCUCCAAGCAGUGGUGACCAAUUCGGAAUGUAACUCCAGUAUUGGCUCAGUUAGUUGGACUGCCAGCAGCAUGAAUGAGACAUACAUCGCUGUGGCAACAGGAGUUGAUGGCCACACACACGAGUGUUUCACAAAUACCAGCUCCUGCACCUGGGACGACCUACACUGUGGUGAGAAGUACACUGUCCAUGUGAUGGCGAGGAAUGGAAACCUCACCGGUCUGCCAAGCAACGGCUCGCCCAUUCAUACAGGUCCCUGUAUGCCCCAGGCAGUGGUGACCAAUUCGGAAUGUAACUCCAGUAUUGCCUCAGUUAGUUGGACUGCCAACAAUCUAAAUCAGACAUACAUUGCUGUGGCAACAGGACUUGAUGGCCACAACCACGAGUGUGUCACAAAUACCAGCUCCUGCACCUGGGACGACCUACACUGUGGUGAGAAGUACACUGUCCAUGUGAUGGCGAGGAAUGGAAACUGCACCGGUCUGCCAAGCAAUGGCUCGCCCAUUCAUACAGGUCCCUGUAUGCCCAUCGCAGUGGUGACCAAUUCGGAUUGUAACUCCAGUAUUGGUUUGGUUAGUUGGACCGCCAGCAAUAUAAAUCAGACAUACAUUGCUGUGGCAACAGGACUUGAUGGCCACAACCACGAGUGUGUCACAAAUACCAGCUCCUGCACCUGGGACGACCUACACUGUGGUGAGAAGUACACUGUCCAUGUGAUGGCGAGGAAUGGAAACCUCACCGGUCUGCCAAGCAAUGGCUCGCCCAUUCAUACAGGUCCCUGUAUGCCCCAGGCAGUGGUGACCAAUUCAGAAUGUAACUCCAGUAUUGCCUCAGUUAGUUGGACUGCCAACAAUCUAAAUCAGACAUACAUUGCUGUGGCAACAGGACUUGAUGGCCACAACCACGAGUGUGUCACAAAUACCAGCUCCUGCACCUGGGACGACCUACACUGUGGUGAGAAGUACACUGUCCAUGUGAUGGCGAGGAAUGGAAACUGCACCGGUCUGCCAAGCAAUGGCUCGCCCAUUCAUACAGGUCCCUGUAUGCCCAUGGCAGUGGUGACCAAUUCGGAUUGUAACUCCAGUAUUGGUUUGGUUAGUUGGACCGCCAGCAAUAUAAAUCAGACAUACCUUGCUGUGGCAACAGGACUUGAUGGCCACAACCACGAGUGUGUCACAAAUACCAGCUCCUGCACCUGGGACGACCUACACUGUGGUGAGGAGUACACUGUCCAAGUGAUGGCGAGAAAUGGAAACUGCACUAGUCUGCCAAGCAAUGGCCCUAUCAUUCAUAUGGGUCCCUGUAUGCUCCAAGCAGUGGUGAACAAUUCGGAAUGUAACUCCAGUAUUGGCUCAGUUAGUUGGACUGCCAGCAGCAUGAAUGAGACAUACAUCGCUGUGGCAACAGGACUUGAUGGCCACACACACGAGUGUUUCACAAAUACCAGCUCCUGCACCUGGGACGACCUACACUGUGGUGAGAAGUACACUGUCCAUGUGAUGGCGAGGAAUGGAAACUGCACCGGUCUGCCAAGCAAUGGCUCGCCCAUUCAUACAGGUCCCUGUAUGCCCAUGGCAGUGGUGACCAAUUCGGAAUGUAACUCCAGUAUUGGUUUGGUUAGUUGGACCGCCAGCAAUAUAAAUCAGACAUACCUUGCUGUGGCAACAGGACUUGAUGGCCACAACCACGAGUGUGUCACAAAUACCAGCUCCUGCACCUGGGACGACCUACACUGUGGUGAGGAGUACACUGUCCAAGUGAUGGCGAGGAAUGGAAACUGCACUAGUCUGCCAAGCAAUGGCCCUAUCAUUCAUAUGGGUCCUUGUAUGCUCCAAGCAGUGGUGACCAAUUCGGAAUGUAACUCCAGUAUUGGCUCAGUUAGUUGGACUGCCAGCAGCAUGAAUGAGACAUACAUCGCUGUGGCAACAGGACUUGAUGGCCACACACACGAGUGUUUCACAAAUACCAGCUCCUGCACCUGGGACGACCUACACUGUGGUGAGAAGUACACUGUCCAUGUGAUGGCGAGGAAUGGAAACUGCACCGGUCUGCCAAGCAAUGGCUCGCCCAUUCAUACAGGUCCCUGUAUGCCCAUGGCAGUGGUGACCAAUUCGGAAUGUAACUCCAGUAUUGGUUUGGUUAGUUGGACCGCCAGCAAUAUAAAUCAGACAUACCUUGCUGUGGCAACAGGACUUGAUGGCCACAACCACGAGUGUGUCACAAAUACCAGCUCCUGCACCUGGGACGACCUACACUGUGGUGAGGAGUACACUGUCCAAGUGAUGGCGAGGAAUGGAAACUGCACUAGUCUGCCAAGCAAUGGCCCUAUCAUUCAUAUGGGUCCUUGUAUGCUCCAAGCAGUGGUGACCAAUUCGGAAUGUAACUCCAGUAUUGGCUCAGUUAGUUGGACUGCCAGCAGCAUGAAUGAGACAUACAUCGCUGUGGCAACAGGACUUGAUGGCCACACACACGAGUGUUUCACAAAUACCAGCUCCUGCACCUGGGACGACCUACACUGUGGUGAGAAGUACACUGUCCAUGUGAUGGCGAGGAAUGGAAACUGCACCGGUCUGCCAAGCAAUGGCUCGCCCAUUCAUACAGGUCCCUGUAUGCCCAUGGCAGUGGUGACCAAUUCGGAAUGUAACUCCAGUAUUGGUUUGGUUAGUUGGACCGCCAGCAAUAUAAAUCAGACAUACCUUGCUGUGGCAACAGGACUUGAUGGCCACAACCACGAGUGUGUCACAAAUACCAGCUCCUGCACCUGGGACGACCUACACUGUGGUGAGGAGUACACUGUCCAAGUGAUGGCGAGGAAUGGAAACUGCACUAGUCUGCCAAGCAAUGGCCCUAUCAUUCAUAUGGGUCCUUGUAUGCUCCAAGCAGUGGUGACCAAUUCGGAAUGUAACUCCAGUAUUGGCUCAGUUAGUUGGACUGCCAGCAGCAUGAAUGAGACAUACAUCGCUGUGGCAACAGGACUUGAUGGCCACACACACGAGUGUUUCACAAAUACCAGCUCCUGCACCUGGGACGACCUACACUGUGGUGAGAAGUACACUGUCCAUGUGAUGGCGAGGAAUGGAAACCUCACCGGUCUGCCAAGCAACGGCUCGCCUAUUCAUACAGGUCCCUGUAUGCCCCAGGCAGUGGUGACCAAUUCAGAAUGUAACUCCAGUAUUGCCUCAGUUAGUUGGACUGCCAACAAUCUAAAUCAGACAUACAUUGCUGUGGCAACAGGACUUGAUGGCCACAACCACGAGUGUGUCACAAAUACCAGCUCCUGCACCUGGGACGACCUACACUGUGGUGAGAAGUACACUGUCCAUGUGAUGGCGAGGAAUGGAAACUGCACCAGUCUGCCAAGCAAUGGCUCGCCCAUUCAUACAGGUCCCUGUAUGCCCAUGGCAGUGGUGACCAAUUCGGAUUGUAACUCCAGUAUUGGUUUGGUUAGUUGGACCGCCAGCAAUAUAAAUCAGACAUACCUUGCUGUGGCAACAGGACUUGAUGGCCACAACCACGAGUGUGUCACAAAUACCAGCUCCUGCACCUGGGACGACCUACACUGUGGUGAGGAGUACACUGUCCAAGUGAUGGCGAGAAAUGGAAACUGCACUAGUCUGCCAAGCAAUGGCCCUAUCAUUCAUAUGGGUCCCUGUAUGCUCCAAGCAGUGGUGACCAAUUCGGAAUGUAACUCCAGUAUUGGCUCAGUUAGUUGGACUGCCUGCAGCAUGAAUGAGACAUACAUCGCUGUGGCAACAGGACUUGAUGGCCACACACACGAGUGUUUCACAAAUACCAGCUCCUGCACCUGGGACGACCUACACUGUGGUGAGAAGUACACUGUCCAUGUGAUGGCGAGGAAUGGAAACUGCACCGGUCUGCCAAGCAAUGGCUCGCCCAUUCAUACAGGUCCCUGUAUGCCCAUGGCAGUGGUGACCAAUUCGGAUUGUAACUCCAGUAUUGGUUUGGUUAGUUGGACCGCCAGCAAUAUAAAUCAGACAUACCUUGCUGUGGCAACAGGACUUGAUGGCCACAACCACGAGUGUGUCACAAAUACCAGCUCCUGCACCUGGGACGACCUACACUGUGGUGAGGAGUACACUGUCCAAGUGAUGGCGAGGAAUGGAAACUGCACUAGUCUGCCAAGCAAUGGCCCUAUCAUUCAUAUGGGUCCCUGUAUGCUCCAAGCAGUGGUGACCAAUUCGGAAUGUAACUCCAGUAUUGGCUCAGUUAGUUGGACUGCCAGCAGCAUGAAUGAGACAUACAUCGCUGUGGCAACAGGACUUGAUGGCCACACACACGAGUGUUUCACAAAUACCAGCUCCUGCACCUGGGACGACCUACACUGUGGUGAGAAGUACACUGUCCAUGUGAUGGCGAGGAAUGGAAACCUCACCGGUCUGCCAAGCAAAGGCUCGCCCAUUCAUACAGGUCCCUGUAUGCCCCAGGCAGUGGUGACCAAUUCGGUUUGUAACUCUAGUAUUGCCUCAGUUAGUUGGACUGCCAACAAUCUAAAUCAGACAUACAUUGCUGUGGCAACAGCACUUGAUGGCCACAACCACGAGUGUGUCACAAAUACCAGCUCCUGUACCUGGGACGACCUACACUGUGGUGAGAAGUACACUGUCCAUGUGAUGGCGAGGAAUGGAAACUGCACCGGUCUGCCAAGCAAUGGCUCGCCCAUUCAUACAGGUCCCUGUAUGCCCAUGGCAGUGGUGACCAAUUCGGAUUGUAACUCCAGUAUUGGUUUGGUUAGUUGGACCGCCAGCAAUAUAAAUCAGACAUACCUUGCUGUGGCAACAGGACUUGAUGGCCACAACCACGAGUGUGUCACAAAUACCAGCUCCUGCACCUGGGACGACCUACACUGUGGUGAGGAGUACACUGUCCAAGUGAUGGCGAGGAAUGGAAACUGCACUAGUCUGCCAAGCAAUGGCCCUAUCAUUCAUAUGGGUCCCUGUAUGCUCCUAGCAGUGGUGACCAAUUCGGAAUGUAACUCCAGUAUUGGCUCAGUUAGUUGGACUGCCAGCAGAAUGAAUGAGACAUACAUCGCUGUGGCAACAGGACUUGAAGGCCACACACACGAGUGUUUCACUAAUACCAGCUCCUGCACCUGGGACGACCUACACUGUGGUGAGAAGUACACUGUCCAUGUGAUGGCGAGGAAUGGAAACCUCACCGGUCUGCCAAGCAACGGCUCGCCCAUUCAUACAGGUCCCUGUAUGCCCCAGGCAGUGGUGACCAAUUCGGAAUGUAACUCCAGUAUUGCAUCAGUUAGUUGGACUGCCAACAAUCUAAAUCAGACAUACAUUGCUGUGGCAACAGGACUUGAUGGCCACAACCACGAGUGUGUCACAAAUACCAGCUCCUGCACCUGGGACGACCUACACUGUGGUGAGGAGUACACUGUCCAUGUGAUGGCGAGGAAUGGAAACUGCACCGGUCUGCCAAGCAAUGGCUCGCCCAUUCAUACAGGUCCCUGUAUGCCCAUGUCAGUGGUGACCAAUUCGGAUUGUAACUCCAGUAUUGGUUUGGUUAGUUGGACCGCCAGCAAUAUAAAUCAGACAUACCUUGCUGUGGCAACAGGACUUGAUGGCCACAACCACGAGUGUGUCACAAAUACCAGCUCCUGCACCUGGGACAACCUACACUGUGGUGAGGAGUACACUGUCCAAGUGAUGGCGAGGAAUGGAAACUGCACUAGUCUGCCAAGCAGCAGUUCUGUCAUUCAUAUGGCUCCAUGCCCACCACAGAGUAUCAGUGGCACCCUGGAUUGUGUUACAAAUUCAGCCUGGAUAUCCUGGAACUCAAGCCAAGGUGCAGCGAGCUACACAGUGAUGUCCCUUGUUGAUGGGGACCACAGAUUCAACUGUACCACCUCAACUAACUCCACUUGUGAGGUGCAGGACCUGGAGUGUGGUGCCAUGUAUAAUUUCAGUGUCAUCGCUUCAAACAGUUUUUGCGACAGUAUGCCCAGCACUCCCAUCGAACUGGAGACAGCCCCCUGUUCCCUCUCGGCCAUCACCGCAUUCGUUCAGUGCCAUAAUUCUUCCAUCCUUGUGGUCUGGGAGACCAUGGCGGGAGGCGAGGGAAACACUCAGUACAACGCCACGGCAGAGGCAAGCGACAGAACCUACUUGUACUGCAACUCCACCGACACUCACUGCACUCUGUGGGGAGCGCGCUGUGAUCUACGCUAUACCAUCAUAGUGGCCGCAUCCUCCGACCAUUGCAGUGGUCUUCGGAGUCCGCCCUUCAGGAUAAGCAUGGAGCCCUGCCCACCAAGAGAGCUGGUGGUGAACACGUCCUGCGGGGACAGCGGUGCACUGGUGUCCUGGAGGCCCUCCCCAGUGGCCGAGGACUACCUUGUUACUGCCAGGGCUUCCGAUGGCCACAUGCCCACGUGCAACACCAGCUUUAGCAACUGCAGCCUGUCCGACCUCCACUGUGGCCAGCAGUAUAUGCUGUCUGUGACUGCUAGCCAUCAGAACUGCUCAAGCAGGGCCAGUCAAAAUGUCACCUUUAACACAGUGAUAUGCCAACCAGACGUUCUCUCAGUCAGCAUCCACUGUGUCAAUCAGUCGGCAGUGCUCUCCUGGACCCCCGUUGGUGAUGUGGUGGGAUACUCAGCCUCUGCUGAGAACGAGGCAGGCCACAUGCUGUUCUGUAACAGCAGCUCAGAGCCCACCUGCACCAUGGGCGGCCUCCAGUGUGGAUCCCAGUAUAACUUCUCCGUCCAGGCCUCUGACGGGACUUGCAACCGCUCCAUCAGUGAGCCAGUGCUGGCCGGAGGAGUCCCAUGUCCUCCAGAAGAUCUUCAGGUGCAGCUGUUGCCCAUGGAAAGUGCAGUCCAGACACUGCAUUUUGAGUGGUCCCAGGUUGCAUGUCCAGAUGUCCAGUACCAGCUGAUCUUGACUGGCAGCAUAUUAGGGGACAGCCAAGCACAGUUUGAGCUCUCUUCAUAUUGGACAAACUCAACCUUUUUUGAAAUGCCCCUCCCCUGCGGCUCAUCCUACCUGGCUAUGGUGCAGGGCAGAGGACCCGCUGGCACCAGUGCGCCAUCUGAGGCUUUAAAUGGAACUACAGCUCCAUGUUCGCCUGCAAACGUGACUUUCAGAGGCAGUACUGCCUCAGCCGUCCUCUCAUGGUACGACUCUGUGUUCGCCACCUACUACACGGUGUACGACAACCGGACGGCGCCCCCGAGCCAAUUGUGCAACCUCACUGAGCUCACCUGCAGCCUGACUGAAGUCCCUCAUGGCAGCGUUCUCAUCACUGCCAGCAACGCAGCGGGCGAGAGUGAUUCGGCCCCUGUCGAAAGAGUGAUAGGAGGAGGACGUAGCAGGAGGGACCUCAGGGACAACAACAAGGCAGCCCUCUCCGUCCCCAUAGUGUCGGUCAUCGUGGAAGGGUCGACGGUCCUGGUGGUCAAAUGGCCUCCAGUCAGGGGAGUGGACUUCUACAGCCUUGUCAUCAGCCAGCAGAACAACACUCAGACCCUGCGUGUGGAUGGGGAGAAAACCAUGCUGACUGACCUCAGCCCCGACUCCACCUACUGCCUGUCAGUGCGGGCAGAGAGCUCCAGCACUGUAGGGUCUUACUCGAAGCCCCAGUGUGUUCAAACAGCAUAGAACCACCGGCUGGGCAGAGGGCCUCUGUUGUGGGAGAAAUUCCUCUCACUGAAGAUGUUGUUGGCUUUGCUGCUAAAUGUAUAGCAGAACAGUAAUCACUGUGAUUGUAUAGCUGUAGUUUAUAAAUCAGUGAUUCCCAGUCAGGAGAAUAUAAUCUAGGUGUACUUUUAACCUGCCAUAUAAUCGAUCAGAUAAUUUCACAAACACUUUAUCCAGAGAAGCACAUUGACUACGGAGCGAGUAGCGGAUAGUCAUCUUGGCCAAGGAUGCCUACAGGUAGACUGCAGACAUUUGGGUUCAACCCAAACCUUUCGACUUGGGGUCUAUCAUUUUAACCACUACAAACCCGGCCCCUUUUAUGGGUAUGUGUGUGGAUAGUCUACACAGAAAUUAAACAAUAUAUAACCAUGGCAUAUUCCUAAAUGAUGUCUCACAUGCUGCAUUAUCCACUCAAAACUACUCCAUCCAGUACUCGAUGAUUUUAUAGGCCUACUACAGAAUCACUAAUGUAGCCAACAGGAAGUGAUGAACCUUUUCCUCCACGGGGUCUGAGCUCCUCAGCCACAGUAAUUGUUUUUGAAUCAUUUCUAUUAAGGACUCUUGGGCAAGAGGAAAAUAAAUAUUCUAACUUUAUUUUGCUAAGUUAACCAUGUACAUUUUGUAAUAGAAUUGUAUCGGUGUUUCACAUUUUUAACAAUAUUUAAGAUAUCGACAUUUUCUCAGAAGUAUAUUAAAAAAGCAAAACAAAAA